ACUGCUAUUUUCUGCUUGCAGAUAUUCUUCUACGAGGACAAGAACUACCAGGGCCGCUACUUUGAAUCCAGCAGCGACUGUCCCGAUCUCAGCUCCCACGUGAGCCGCUGCAGUUCCAUUCGGGUGGAAGGCGGCACCUGGGUGCUCUACGAGAGAGCCCAGUACCUGGGCUACCAGUAUGUGCUGGUGCAGGGCGAGUACCCAAACUCCCAAAGCUGGAACGGCUUCAACGACACCAUCCGCUCUUGCCGCCUGAUCAGACACCCUCCCAGUAGACACAGGAUUCGCAUCUACGAACGAGCAGAUUUCGAGGGCCAAAUGAUGGAGUUCAGCGAGGACCAGCCCAACCUUCAGGACCGCUGGCGCUAUCGGGACGUACACUCGGCUCACGUCCAAGAUGGCAUCUGGGUCUUCUACGAGCAGCCCAACUACAGGGGGCGCCAGUACCUGCUGGAGAAGGCCGAAUACAGGCGCCACGCCGAGUGGGGGGCCCUCCACCCGACUGUGGGGUCCAUGAGACGCGUCGUGGACUAUUAAACCAGCACGCCCACGCAAAGCGCGGUCCCAUUCUUCUCCACGUUUUCCUUCCCUUGAAAUCCCCCGCAAUAAAUGCACAAGCUCA
This is a messenger RNA of Hippocampus zosterae (dwarf seahorse), 622 nucleotides long. RefSeq names its product gamma-crystallin M2-like. The record is from RefSeq and is a predicted model, not a curated record. Gene Ontology annotation, molecular function: structural constituent of eye lens. The annotation marks the transcript as partial. The transcript has 2 exons. Lineage: Eukaryota; Metazoa; Chordata; Actinopteri; Syngnathiformes; Syngnathidae. Gene Ontology annotation, biological process: visual perception; lens development in camera-type eye.